This is a messenger RNA of Phalacrocorax carbo (great cormorant), 4658 nucleotides long. NCBI's taxonomy places the organism in Eukaryota, Metazoa, Chordata, Aves, Suliformes, Phalacrocoracidae. The record is from RefSeq and is a predicted model, not a curated record.
GGUGCGGGCCGCGCCGCGCUGCCAGCCGCCCCGCCCGGGGCGGUCGCGGCUCAUUCGGAGAAUGGCCGCGGCCACGGCGUGCGGCUCCCCGCCUCCCCGCCCGCCCCGCGAGCAGCCGCCGCCGCCGCGGAAGCGGGGCGACUCCCGGCGGCGGCAGGCCGCCCUCUUCUUCCUCAACAACAUCUCUCUGGACGGCCGCCCGCCCUGCCCGCCCGCCGAGAAACCGCCGCCCGCCGGCCCGGGCGAGGGGGAUGAGGCGGCGGCGGCGGCGGCGGAGCCGGCCGGAGCCCCACCGCGCCUGCUGCCCCCGCCGCCCGCCAGCCAGCCGACGCCCGCCCUGCUGCUGCCCGGCGCCCCCCCCCUCGCCGCCGGAGCCAAGGGGGAGGCGGAUCCCCCCCGCGGGGGCAUCUUCCUGCCGCAGCUGCUGCUGGGCGGCCCGCUCUGCCCGCCGCCCCCGGCGCCGCCCGCCCUCCCGGGGAUGCUGGCGGCCGCCAAACCGGGCGCCCCGGGGCUGCUGAGCCCCACGCAGAGCGCGGCGGGCGGCGGCUUCGCGCUGGAGGCGCAGCGGCAGAGAAGGCGUUUUAUCUCCCAGCGCUGCUCUCUAGACUUUUUAGAAGACAUAGUGGAAUAUGCCAGUGUACGAAGAACCAAGCAUAUAUCUGGGUCUCCAAGACACAAAAGUUUGAAGAAGAUGCACUUCAUCAAGAACAUGAGGCAGUAUGACACCAAGAACAGCAGGAUAGUGUUAAUCUGUGCUAAACGAACGCUGUGUGUGGCUUUUUCUAUCCUACCUUAUGGGGAGAGUUUACGGAUCAGUGAUCUAAAAAUGGAAGGACAGAAGCAACGGCAUCCUUCUGGGGGAGUUUCAGUCUCCACCGAGAUGGUGCUUGGACUGGAAGGCGUAGAGCUGGGUGCUGAUGGCAAGGUUGUGUCCUAUGCAAAGUUCUUGUAUCCAACCAAUGCCCUAGUUGUUCGUAAAGCCGACAGCCACAGUGCUGUUCCCUCGUGUCGAGCUAAUGCUUCAAGAAGUCUUCCUGGAUCAAGAUACAAACCUGUGACAACAAAAACAAUACCAGCAGGAACAGACAUCGGAAGUGAAGCUGGGGAAGCUGCAGAGUAUGAUCCAAAUCUUCUGGAUGAUCCUCAAUGGCCCUGUGGAAAACACAAACGUGUUCUCAUCUUUGCCUCUUACAUGACUACAGUCAUAGAAUAUGUGAAACCCUCGGACCUUAAAAAAGAUAUGAAUGAAACCUUUAGAGAGAAGUUUCCUCAUAUCAAGUUGACACUGAGCAAAAUUAGGAGUUUAAAGAGGGAGAUGCGGAACCUGAGUGAAGAGUGCAAUCUGGAGCCGGUUACUGUCUCCAUGGCUUAUGUUUACUUUGAGAAGCUCGUCCUCCAAGGCAAACUCAACAAACAGAACCGCAAACUGUGUGCUGGCGCUUGUGUUUUGCUUGCAGCCAAGAUCAGCAGUGAUCUCAGGAAACAUGAAGUUAAACACCUUAUAGACAAACUAGAAGAGAGAUUCAGAUUCAACAGAAGAGAUCUCAUUGGUUUUGAAUUCACAGUCCUUGUAGCUCUGGAACUGGCUCUCUAUCUUCCUGAAAACCAAGUUUUACCUCAUUACAGACGGCUCACACAACAGUCUUAACCAAAGCUACGUGCCAGUGGCGCUGGGGAUCGCAGCACUGAACGUUGCUGGUGAAGUUGCCGCUGGCCUUCCUGUGCCGCUGUGUGCAUCCUGGCACAGCUACAGCUAGUUUUGAAGUCUGCAGUGUGUUAUUAAACUGUCGAGGUGUGCAUUAUGGACACGUAUGCCAAGUCUGGGGGAUGGUACGAGAAGAGCUAUUGAACUUUAUUUUCUUUUGGACAUUUAAAGCACAAAUGUUCACCAGUCAGCUGUCAUGGCUGCUUAUUAUUCCUUAUUUAUCCUUUCAGUUGUACUAAAACUGUUCUUCCCUGUGAAGAAUACUAUGGUAUUAUUUCUUUUCGUUUGUUUUUUUUAAGCCUUUAUUGUAUUCCUUGAAACUAAAGGAAGCAUCGCUUCCAUUCCAGUGCACCAUAAAGUUCAGAUGUUUCCAAGAAUCUCCUUGCAUUUUUACAUUAAUGAAAUGCAUACUUUAUUUUUUUAAAGAUGUGCCUGAAACUGGCUGGUCUGGUACCAGUGCUUUUUAAGUUAGUUAUGUUAUUUAGUGGGGAAUCCUGAAUUUGUAUAGGCAUUUAUUCUUUACCUGCAUUGGCCUUGCAUAUAAGGAAAACAAUUCCAGUAUAUCUGCACUAAUGAUACACAGGGCAUCUAUUCUCUACUAUACUAUAGAUCUGUAAGUAGCAAGAUUGAAAUUACUCCGUUCCAAUUUAGUUAACCAUUAAUACCUUAGAAAUAUAUGUUUUAUUUAAAAAGGAAAGAUUGUUUCAAAAUCUGUCAUGAAAUACUACGUGUUGAACCAGGUAGCUGCAGCAAAGCAAUUGCAAUCCUAAUUCACUCUUCAAUGGAAGGUGAGCACUUGACUAAGAGCAAUUUGCUGUCAAAUGUAUCAUUUAUGAUUUUUAGUUGGUUUGGUGUUCCAUAGUCUGAAAUAAGCACCUUUUUAGUAUGACUGUAUUAUAUAUGGUCUUACGUGCUCUGAGCAGAUACUUAAGUCAGUAGAGCUUCUGCUGCCCAACUAAGCCAAUGAAACAAAACAUGCUCAAUAUUUAAAAUGCUACUUUUUUACUCAGUUCUUCCAAGCAUUGCAUCACUGUGAUGGUCCUCAUAAAACUGGUAUCUGUUGCACACCUGAACAGCCACUUAAUGGCUGGUGCCCAGCAGCACUCCCAGGCUUAUGCAGAGGUCAAGUAACUUUCUGACCACUGGCUAUUCCUUAACUUAUUUUUAAAACAUCUGGGUUGGGAAUGAACUCUGAUUAUAUGUGGAACCUUUUGUGAUAUUGGCUCUUGGGUUUAUUUUCUGAAGCAAUAUUAUGAUACAAGUAACUGUGUCCGCUUGCAAGGAACAAAACUGACGCUUGGCUAUUAUGACUGAGAAAUUUGUAAUUUAAGUUUGACUCCUAAAUGAAAUACUGGGCCUCGUACUGAGGUAAGGGACCUGCUAUCUAAUAUGUAAAGUAAUGUAAAUUCCUGUUCCUUGUCUUAAAUGUUGGUUGUAGGCAAAACCAAAGCUGAGUGUUUGUUCUUCAGCUGUGUUUUGUCUGAAGCUAAUCUGGCUUCAUUAGAAUUGCAGCAAACUUUACUGGAGCCCCUUCCUCUUUAAGUAGGGCUCAAAAUGUAUUUUUCAUAUAUAAUAAUUACAGUGACUAUCAAAUCUUUUGUAACUGUGUUCAACGGUAUGUAGCUUCAAGUUAUGUGUGUAAAAUUUAAUCUGCUUGUGACUUCUCCCUAACACAGAAGGACUUUCCAGUCUCCAUAAGUGAGAUGGGUAGCUAGUAAGUUAGACGAUAAGCUUGCCAGUUAUCUUCCAAACGAUUUUAAAAAAUUGCCUACUAGUUAAACUUUCUACUGAAUAUAUGCAUGCAAGAAAUAGUGAUGUACUAAACAUCUAGUGUAUAACGAGCCUUCAAAUUAGCAAACAGUGGUCGAAGACAACUGAAGUACUCUGCUACUUCCCAAAGUUAUUGGAGGAAAGAGGUAGAACUGAGCAAAGAGAUGUCUUAGUAUCUCCAGAAAUGGUAGAACACUUCAGUUAGUAUGAAUGAAGACAGAAAAUGUCUUUCUCUGGAAACUUCUUUCUGUUUAGUGUAUAAAGUUUUCUGUAACAAAAUUAACUUUCCUUUCUCACCAUCUAAGAAAAAACGGCACUUCAGUUUGCAACACUUUGCGUUCUCUAUUCAGUGGAAGUUUGUCUAGUUGCAGUGGGCAUUUGAGCUGGAGUUACACUCCCAGAAGCUAUGGUUUCACGUCAUAAAAAGGCAAGCUUUUGGUUUUUCUUUCAGAAGAACAAAUUAGGGUAAGGAGCAUUAAAUUACAGAAUGCUGAAUGUUGUCUAAAGGUUACUCUAAACGUUGGCUUGGGCACACAUGCAGUGUUCCUGAGCUCAAAAGCUGUUUGGAGCACAUGCUAAAAAUGAUGCGGUGGAGCAAAUGCUGCUCUGAUGUCUCUGGUAGAGCAUGGGUUUGGGGCUGAUGCCAUCCAGAGGGGGUAGCCUGCAGCUUGUCCAUCGCUACCUCUGUCAUGGUAUCUGUGCAGAAACAGUCCUUCUGCAGAGAUAUGGUAACUUGUGUCUGUAUCUGUGAUUUUUUUUUUUUCUCCUGUUUCUAGUGUAGCUUGCAGUCCUGUGUGGGAAUAUUUAUCUUUUCAUCUAAAAGCUGCCACCAUGUGGCAAAGGACUAUUACUACAUUACCGAGUAAUAAACUGAAAGUGGGACCUGAAAUAAUACAUGGAUCUGCAGCUUUACGUUUUUACAGCCCAACUCCUCUUGCUUUGCAGGGAAGCACUGGUUUAUGCUGAGGGGUGGCCUAGUGCUGUGUGCUGUGUAAAGACGCUGCUGGGUUGACUCAGCAGGGAGAACUCUUCUUGAUAAGAGGCUGUACAUUUUUAUGUAAAAAAUGUUAUGGUUUUGUCUUACUCCAUUAUUUAAAAGUCUGAGUUGUAGCUUGUUCUGUAUUUCUUUCCCCCAUGACCUUGUGACAUUAAGAUGCUGUGAAAUAAACCAGUUUUUGAUACA